Bipolaris sorokiniana ND90Pr is the source of this 1902-nucleotide messenger RNA. RefSeq lists its product as uncharacterized. The transcript has 2 exons. Lineage: Eukaryota; Fungi; Ascomycota; Dothideomycetes; Pleosporales; Pleosporaceae. Bases 1 to 1902 code for a protein of 633 amino acids. The record is from RefSeq and is a predicted model, not a curated record.
AUGAAGCCAGUAGAAACUCUUGGUCCCGAUGCGGCGAAGACCUUCGUCUAUCACGAUGGCGGAUACUCAAGUUUACUAUUCUUAUCCCGCGCGCCGAAAACUGCACCGACAGUAAGCAUCAGGUAUGACACCAGCGACUCACUCUCAGAUGUAAAUGGGAAUUUCGAUCACGCUAUUGUAUCCAUAUCUCUCAACCAUUUUGUUAGGACGGUAGGAGACGCGAGAUCCUUUUUUCUUUAUAUGGAAGCUGGGAGAGCAUUCAACCGCCCAAUAUGGAGUGGACUAGAGCCAGUUGAUUUCCGAUCACGAAGCGCAACGAUCCGUGAAUGGCUCACCGAAUGCGAAACGUCCCAUCCAAACUGUCGGAGGUCUCCGAAGCCAGACGCCCAGUUAGCAACACGUAUACUCGAUGUUCAAGAGCUUGAAACCGACCGUUAUUCGGUCAAUCUCGUCUCAACUAAAGGAACUGACUUGUACAGUAGACCUUACAUCGUCCUGACUCAUGUAUGGGGUGGUAUAGAGCCGCCUUGUAAGACAACUAAGAGCAACAUAGCGAAAUACUAUGACAGCGGCAUCGAUUUCGAUAGUCUCCCAAAGACCUUUCAAGAUGCCGUUCGUCUUACCGUAGCUAUUGGAUUUAGGUACCUUUGGAUAGACAGUUUGUGUAUCAUCCAAGAUGACACAGAAGAUUGGCAGCGAGAGAGUGCCAAGAUGGCAGCAAUCUAUGGUGCAGGUACUAUUACUCUCUCUGCAACUAGUGCCGAAAAUAGCCAUGGAGGAUGUGGCCUGUCUCCAAAGCUUCAGUCCGUAAUUCGAUUUUGCAGUACUGACCCCGGACGCCCUGACUUUGCCGUCAAGGAAAAAUACUACUUUCUUCGUCAUCCGUCAAGCACCAUCACAGGGCAGCUGCGUCGUGAACCGGUUUAUAAAAGAGCAUGGAUACUGCAAGAAAAGAUUCUCUCGCGUCGGAUUUUACAUGCUACCUUCUCUCAAUUUGUGUGGAAAUGUAACGUAAUCACGGAGAGCGAAGAUGGCAUAGCGUAUAAUCAGAAAACGUAUUUGCCUCCGGAUAAAGCAUGGUGUGUCGGGAAUAGAGGGUUUCCACAAAAGAUGUGCGAUAGUGGUAAUGGCGAACUUGAUGUCUUUGAGUUCGAACACCGUUGGUGGUGGGAUUGCGUAGCCGAUUACAUGAAGCGCUCCCUCACCCGUACAAGCGAUCAAUAUGCCGCCCUGGCUGGCAUUGUGCAAUUUCAUCAAGACAUUUCCGGCAAUAGACCAAUUUUAGGUCUAUGGGAACGUCAUCUAACUCUUCAUCUGUCGUGGAAAGCAUUUCACGACCCUCGAGAGCAUAAAACGCCUCUAUUAGAUCGAGCUGAUUGUCGACCAAGUUGGACAUGGAUGUCUUUUCCUCAUGGCAGCGUCAACAUCAGUCCACCAGAUUGGGGAGAACUCGCGGUUAAGAAACUAAGAGUAGGAGACUUGGGUAUUGUGUAUCAAGCCGCAAUUUUGAACACAGAUAUAAAAUGGAGCGGCGAACCGCUGACAUCCGAUCCAAGUGGUAGCACCAUCAACAUUCGCGGUUUCAUGCGUCGCAUGCGAAAGCCCAAGCCACUUCGGACCGCAAUGCAUAGUCGGUUACGCUUGGAUCCAGGAGUUACCGAUGAGGGCGGGGAGUGUGGCGAAUACGACACGUUUGCUCUUUUCGCCUACGUGCGCAGUGCCGUCUUAAUCAAUCUACCGCCUACUAUCACAACAGCAUACUUAGUUGUUCAAGCAAUUGGUCCAGAAGAAGAGGGUCUUUAUAGGCGUAUUGGGGAGCACGCGUUAACAGAGGAUUUCGAUAUGGAUGGUAGCCCAGACUAUGUACCUGAGGGUGUUCAGAGGGAAAUCACGCUUGUCUGA